CACGUGACCGCUCCCGGCAGCGCUGCAGACCCGACAGCCUAGGGGGAGGUUGGGGCGGAAGCGAGUUGCGGGCAUUAUGGCGGGGUCUCUCCAGGGCCAGGACUCUGGAAGCACAGCUGCAGUCACUGUGAUAAAGCGGGCGUUGGAACUAGAGUCCGAGUCCCGGUACCCGCAGGCUCUGGUGUGUUACCGGGAGGGAAUUGAUAUGCUCCUGCAGGUUCUGAAAGGCACCAAAGAUGUAACAAAGAAAUGUAAUCUCAGAAAAAGAAUUUCUGACUACAUGGAUAGAGCAGAAAACAUAAAGAAAUACUUGGAUCAAGAAAAAGAAGCUGGAAAAUAUCACAAGCAAAUUAAAAUAGAAGAGAACGCAACAGGUUUCAGUUAUGAGUCACUUUUUCAAGAAUACCUGAAUGAAACAGUUACGGAAGUUUGGAUAGAAGAUCCUUACAUUAGACACACUCAUCAGCUGUAUAACUUCCUUCGAUUUUGCGAGAUGCUGGUUAAGAGACCAUGUAAGAUAAAAACUAUUCAUCUCCUCACCUCUCUGGAUGAAGGCAGUGGGAAAGAACAGCAAAGUAGUGGCCUGGAAGAAAUAAGAGAGUCACUCAGGAAUCAUGGAGUGCAGUUGGAAUUAGAAUACUCUUCUGUGAUACACGACCGGGAAAUUAGGUUCAACAAUGGAUGGAUGAUUAAGAUCGGAAGGGGACUUGAUUAUUUUAAGAAACCACAGAGUCGUUUUUCCCUUGGAUAUUGUGAUUUUGAUUUAAGACCAUGCCAUGAAACAACAGUGGACAUUUUUCAUAAUAAGCACACACAAAAAAUAUGAUGGGUAGUAGCUUAAUUUACAUUAUAUGUUUCUAUUUUAAAUGAAUAUUGGAUUUUUCUUUUUUUUUUACUUUGGACAGAUCAUUCCUGUAACGUAAGAGUUUAACAAUAAACUUUUACAUUUCUACUAA
This is a messenger RNA of Orcinus orca (killer whale), 956 nucleotides long. RefSeq names its product microtubule interacting and trafficking domain containing 1 (gene MITD1). Gene Ontology annotation, cellular component: midbody. The transcript is spliced from 7 exons. Lineage: Eukaryota; Metazoa; Chordata; Mammalia; Artiodactyla; Delphinidae. The record is from RefSeq and is a predicted model, not a curated record. The coding region runs from base 77 to 826 and encodes 249 amino acids. Gene Ontology annotation, biological process: midbody abscission.